Oncorhynchus nerka (sockeye salmon) is the source of this 2084-nucleotide messenger RNA. RefSeq names its product TATA box binding protein (Tbp)-associated factor, RNA polymerase I, B (gene taf1b). Gene Ontology annotation, biological process: nucleolar large rRNA transcription by RNA polymerase I; RNA polymerase I preinitiation complex assembly. Gene Ontology annotation, molecular function: RNA polymerase I core promoter sequence-specific DNA binding. Bases 71 to 1873 code for a protein of 600 amino acids. Lineage: Eukaryota; Metazoa; Chordata; Actinopteri; Salmoniformes; Salmonidae. Gene Ontology annotation, cellular component: RNA polymerase I core factor complex; RNA polymerase transcription factor SL1 complex. The record is from RefSeq and is a predicted model, not a curated record. The transcript has 15 exons.
GUUCCUAUUCCACCACAAUAAACCAACACGUGAGAGUUCACUAUUGUGAAACAAACUCAAGUGGGUGAAAAUGGACGAAGAACAAACGGGGGGCUACAGCGAUAUAUGUGGCCAGUGUGGAGAGGUGAACUGGGGGGUGUCGGAUGAGGGUCGGUUCUACUGCAGGUCCUGUCAUAAUGUCAUCGAGAGAACAAAAGAAGUGGUGGAUACAAACACUUUUAUGGUUGGUACCAGCAGAGUGUCCUCCAUCUCCAAGGGAACCAGAAGGAAAAAACUAGAGCAAGGGCGAGAGUGGAUGGUGUGUGAGGGCUUUCAGUUCAUCCUAAAGCACCAGGCUGAGGCUCUUCUGGCCAUGGGAGUCUGCCCACAGUUCAAGGAUGACGUGCUGUGUCAGUUUUGGAGAAUGUACCUACAGAAGAGCCGACAGGCCUACACCAAGAAUCCUGUGCAUGAUGGGAAAUUUAGACUGCGUUCUCAGGGCUCUGGGGAGUCAGACAGUGCUCCGGAGUCGUCAGUGAUGAGUGACUCUAUGAUGUCUGCCUCUGAGACAGACGGGGAUGGAGAUUGGGCAAGUGGAGGAGGCUCUGUCUCAGGUCACACCAGUGACGGAGCCUCCUCGGUGUGUUCCGGUUCUAUUGAUGCCGUCUCGUACCUGACCACGCGCCAGAGGAGGAGCCAGGGGUUGAUGAGCAUGCCCAAGACCCUGGCACUGUGCCACCUGGCCCUGCUGUGGGCCAGAGAGGCCAUCACACUGGCAGACCUGCUCAGGUUUGUGAAUGAGGGCCACAUCCCCUAUGUGAACGCCUACGAGGACUUCCCAGAGGAGAUGAAGCUCUACGGCCGAGACUCACUCAUCUUCAGAGUGGAGUCUAUCCCCUCUUACCGCCACCUGCACAAGGAGGCCCAGACCCUGGCUGUGUUCCUGGAGCUUCCCCUGUUCCCCCCCAUCACCCUGGACUGCCUGCUGCACCCCUCCCUGCUCACUCUCCGCUACCUCACCGAAGCCAACCUGCCCGAUGAGCUGCAUGACUGGGUGUGCAGGAUCAUGGAGAAGGCUGGUAUGGAGUCGUCCGUGACCUUUGAACCCAUGAGGUCCAGAUCCCCUCUCCCACACUACGAUGUCCAGGCUGCUGCCCUGAUCAUCAUCGCCAUGAAGCUGCUCUUCAAACUAGACGACCACACUGAGUGGGAUUUAUCCAAUGAUGCAAGUGACAAGAACAAGGAGAACCCAGAUGGGAACAGCUUUAACCUGAGGUGGUGGUACAGGGCAAUGCAGACUGCCCUGACCACAGCUGCACGGAGACAGCAGGACAAUAUAGCCAGAAAGCAUUGGAAGCCCCAGAAACCUCUAUAUACCUCGAAGAAAGACAAGUCGGUCAUUCUCAAAAGGAGACGUAUUGCAGAGCAGCUCCAGUUGAGUUUCCAGAAACUGUCUGGUUCCCCUGUGGCCCCACCAUCCACCCCUCCCUCCAGCUUCUGUUUCCGCUGGGGUGAGGAGGGGGAGGAGGUCUGGGACGGGCCCAGCCAUCACCACCUGACCCUGGACAGCAGCGUCCGGCAGAGAGGGGCAAGCCUCCAGCCCGCCAACCCAGAAUACUGGCACCCAGCCCUGAGGGCCUGCAAGCCCAGGUUUUGUAAGAGCCACUAUGCGGAGAUAGAGGUCACUCUCCCCAGGAUGUACGUGUGGCUGUUGGACCUCUUCUCCUUCCUCCUGGGGGUUAAACCUGGCUGUGUAUACGAAGAGGUACUGAAGGUGGAGAGGCGCUUCCUCGGGAGCAGCAAGUCCCAGCCCAGGGCAAGAGCUACGCCCAGAAAGACACAGCCCAAAAAACUACACAAACGCAAACAAACCAGUAAAACAUGUUCUCGGUGACUAAAGAGAGAGUGACUUCAUCGGGAACAACUGUCGAUUAUUUAUAUGGUUUUUGUAUCAAUGCAAAUUGAUUGUGCUUUUUUUGUACAAAUUGUCUCAUUGCAUUGCCAAGGAUGAAUGGCAAUGCUCCUGUGAUUACAACGCAAUAUGAAGUUCAUGAAAAUGUACUUUUUAAAUUAUAUUAAACUGUUCUGUUAUUACAAUGUUAUAA